AGCAGCGGCCCGGGGCCGGAUACAAUGUAGCCAGGGCGCCGGGCAGGUUACGAUGUAGCGAGGGCUGCAGGAGUCAGGUGGGCUGCCAUGGAGGAUGGUGAGAAGCUGGCCCGGUUCCGGCAGGCGCACCUCAACCCCUUCAACAAGCAGCUUGGCCUGAGGCAGCAUGAGCAGGGGCCCGGUGACGAGGCCCCAGACGUCGCUUCUGAAGAGGCCCAGUUUGAGAUGCUGUCCGAGGAGCCAGAGUUCCACUGCUCUGAACGUGUGAUGGAUCUUGGCCUGUCUGAGGACCACUUCUCCCGCCCCGUGGGUCUGUUCCUGGCCUCGGACAUCCAGCAGCUGCGGCAGGCGAUCGAGGAGUGCCGGCAGGUGAUCCUGGAGCUGCCCGAGCACUCAGAGACGCAGAAGGACGCUGUGGCCAGGCUCAUCCACCUCCGGCUGAAGCUCCAGGAGCUGAAGGACCCCAGUGAGGAUGAGCCCGACCUCCGCGUCCUCCUGGAGCACCGCUUCUACAAGGAAAAGAGCAAGAGUGUGAAGCGAACCUGUGACAGGUGUAACGCCAUCAUCUGGGGGCUCAUUCAGACCUGGUACACCUGCACAGGGUGCUAUUACCGCUGUCACAGCAAGUGCUUGAACCUCAUCUCCAAGCCCUGUGUGCGUUCCAAAGUCAGCCACCAAGCCGAGUACGAGCUGAACAUCUGCCCUGAGACAGGACUGGACAGCCAGGACUACCGCUGCGCAGAGUGCCGGGUGCCCAUCUCCCUGCGGGGUGUGCCCAGCGAGGCCCGGCAGUGCGACUACACUGGCCAGUAUUACUGCAGCCUCUGCCACUGGAAUGACCUGGCAGUCAUCCCUGCCCGCGUGGUGCACAACUGGGACUUUGAGCCUCGCAAGGUGUCCCGCUGCAGCAUGCGCUACCUGGCGCUGAUGGUGUCCCGGCCGGUGCUCAGGCUCCGGGAGAUCAAUCCCCUGCUGUUUAACUACGUGGAGGAGCUGGUGGAGAUCCGGAAGCUGCGCCAGGACAUCCUGCUCAUGAAGCCAUACUUCAUCACUUGCAAGGAGGCCAUGGAAGCCCGUCUGCUCCUGCAGCUCCAGGACCGGCAGCACUUUGUGGAGAACGAUGAGAUGUACUCCAUCCAGGACCUGUUGGAUGCACACACGGGCCGGCUCGGCUGCUCCCUAGCAGACACGCACACGCUCUUCGCCAAGCACAUCAAGCUGGACUGCGAGCGGUGCCAGGCUAAGGGCUUCGUGUGUGAGCUCUGCAGAGAGGGCGACGUGCUGUUCCCUUUUGACAGCCACACUUCCGUGUGCUCUGACUGCUCUGCCGUUUUCCACAGUGUUUAGGUACAAACAGCUUCAGCAUUUAUGACCUAGAGACCUAGCGGAUGUUUGGAAAAGUGAUACACAUACAUUGAAAGAAAAGUAAUGUGAUUCUUUGAUAAGCACGGUUACUAAUGAUGUGUGUGCCUGCUGGACCUGCCCAACUUCUCUCCCCCUGGACUCAAGGGGACAUCCCCAUUUCCGUCCACACUGAUUUUUGCCUGGCACUUAGUGCCUGUCACAGCGGCUGCUGAUGUCACAGCUUUGCGGGGCUGGUAUCACUGUCCCAGAAAGGACUGUAGCAAAAAGUGACAUUGAAAGUGUAAGCUCCCUUGAGCCGGCAGUUAUCCUGAUGUCCGACAGGUGUCGACUAUUGCUGUGUUUCCUUCAAAAGUUUAAACUGGCUCACGGGACCCUGUACACCUCCAGUGCUCCAGGUGGAGGCUCUGCAAGUGGUGACAGGAGGAGGUGGGGAAGUGGAGUCACCAAGGCCUCCAAGCAGAAUUGUCCCUGUCAGACGGUGAUGAGGUGACAGGUGUAGACCCUUAGGAGGGUCCCACACAGAGGCACUGGAUCACAGGCCCGAUACAUAAGUAUAGACCCUGCUUCUGCUCUUUGGGAGAGACUAUGCCUCGGUUUCCCUAUUUGUAAGGGGGUCAACUGGGGUCUGGUAGGAUCACAUGCAGAGAGCCCUGUCCAGUCCCGGGGCUGACCCCUUACCCCAUUCCCAGGGACUGCUAUUAUGACAACUCCACCACGUGCCCCAGGUGUGCCCGGCUCACCUUACGGAAGCAGUCACUCUUCCAGGAACCCAGUCCAGACAUGGAUGCCUAGAGCAACAGAUGCCUUCCUGGGCCUGUCUGGCGCCCAUUCUGCUGGUCAUCACCAAAGCCAAGGUGUCUGGUGUUCUGGAGACCCCUAGGCUGCAGUCCCUAGAUCUCUCCCACUGCUGGGCCUCAGUGGCAGAAGCACCUUGCGGACCCUCAUCCCCCGGGCAUUUCCUGGGAUUCGGGCAGCCUGGCCUGGCAGUGAAGUCUGGGAUGUGCCCCCCACCACACACUGCAGGGCUUCAUGGGCAGGGGAGUGGGGAAGGGCUUUUUGCAUCCCUUGUGGGAGAGCCCCCAUGUCCUUGGGGCCAAGGCUGCUAGACCUUGGCCACCCCUGAAACCCUGGAUCGCUUGGGGGAGUGGCAACAAGCCAGCUGCACGCACCCGGCCUCAGCCUGAGUUUUAUCUGCAGCGGAUGGUUUGGGUUCUUUCUGGAGGCUCCCAUCCCCUCAUCCCCUUGUCUCAUUGGGGACCCCUGAUUGUCCCUGGCUGGGGUUAUUCAGGAUUGUCUCCUGAGAGCCCUGCCCCUGCCCCCCGAGGUUCCUUCUCUCAGGGUCCUCCUCCAGCAGGGCCAGUCCAGAGGUUAUUUGAUCUUUCUAUACAACGUGGAAGGAAGGGGGCCGUGGAGCUUUCUCCAGGUUGGAAAUGCUACUGCCUCUGCCUUGGCCCAGCCCAACUUACCCUGGUGCUCUGGUGUUUUUAGCCUGCCAUCAAGGGUAGGCUGUGGGAAGAGGACAUUUCAGGGCCCGCCCUGGGCAGUGCGUGACUGUUGCUGUCGACGCAAUGUGGUUGACACACACAGGUGGUGGGCGAGGUGCAGGGAAUCGCCGCGUGGAUGCUUGUCACCUCAGACUAGGAGGCCCAAGGAGACGUGUCAGGAGGAGAAAGGUCAGCUUAGCUUGCAGGCUGAUGUGAGGGGUGGCCUCACACAGCAUCACUUCCCCCUUGCCCCUCUGCCUCUUUAGGAAAGCCCCACACAUCACGUUAGGAACCCCUCCUGCUGUUCUGACCUGCCUUGGGGCGUGAUGUGGGAGAAGUGAGCACUGGUGAGGUCGGCACAGCAACAGUCCCCACCCUGCUUCCCCUUCUCUAGGAAUUGGAGUUGGGGUUAAAGGCCAAAUGCCCUUCUCCUACUCCCCCACGUUUCUCACUACUUCAUCACAAUUCUAUAUAGGGAUAUUGGCCUUUCCUGAAUUUACCACGUAAUCGACAUCAGUGUCCAGCUGCAAUCACUGUGUCCAUAGAUGAUGUCAGUAUGCUGGCAUUUGUUGGACAAAGAGUUGGCUUCCUUUUAAAAAAGUUCUCCCCAUUAUCUCCUUUCCCAACACCUCCCACCACUUACCACUUCUGAAUGACAAAAUCUUUCAGCAGAAGCAUGUUUGGGUCUUUCUGAGUCUACAACAUGGUAUUAAUAACCAAAGAACCAGUUUACAAGACUAACACCUCACAGAAGAGCAGGGAAGGACACCCAGCUGUGCAGCCACUGUCCCAUUAAGUGUGUUCCUGACUCUGGUGUGUGUGUGAAUUGGGGACAGGGCAGGUUUGCUGACACGCAAGCCACCUGCAGACCAAGGGGAAGCUCACACCCUUCCCCAUUCUAUGGGGUCAAAUGUAGCUUGGUUUGCAGAGAAGAGUUCUUGAUGGGUGAGAAGCACUCCAUUGGGUGUCAGACCUAGGUCUGAGUGGGCUGAUCCUCCUGGCCACCAUUUCUAUAAGGCGACUGAGGGCAGUCUGUGGGCCCAGUGCUAGGCAUGUUUGAACACAGGCUCCAUUGCAAAUAAAUGAGGCUACUCUGGAUAUUAGGUGGAAGAUACAGUCCAUUUUUCCCCCUUUCCUGUUAUGAACUAGUGGUUUAAUGUUUUUAUUUUGAUAAAUUUAGAUUUACAGAAAUGUUGUAAACAUUCUCAUUCACCCAUCUGGAGUCCAUAAAUGUUAAUAUCUUGCCCCAUUUGCUGUAUUCUUUCCCCAUACACAUUUUAUUUUCCUGGAUCAUUUGACAGUAAGGUGCAGAGAUAAUGUCCCUUUGGUCCUACGCAUGUUUAUUUCUUCCAGAGAAGGACAGUACCGUAUAUGGCCACAGUACAGUUAUCAACAUCAGGAAAUAAUUGACAUGAUACCAUAAAACCUGCAACAAACCUUAAUCUGAUUUUGCCAUCGAGUUGCCACAUCUUUUUUUAUAUAUAUGUUUUUAAAAUUAAUGGAUCAUUGAAUAUACACUCUUAUGAAGGUUUUACAAGAAAAACAAGUGUUUACUACAUUUACCCAUAUUAUCGAGUCCCCCCCACGCCCCAUUGCAGUCACUGUCCAUCAGUGUAGUAAGAUGCCACAGAGUCAUUACUUGUCUUCUCUGUGCUACACUGUCUUGUUACCACGUCUUUUUAGCCUUUUUUAUUUUUGAAGGGUGCAUGACAUCUACAUUUUUGAAAAACACAGGCUAUGUAUUUUUAAGGAUGUCCUUCGACGUGGGUUGUUCUGAUUGAAUUCAGGCUUUGUACUUCUGGUGGAAAUUCCACAGAAGUGAUGCUGUGUCCUGCGCAUGACAUGUCCUGUUUCUGGAGAUAUUGCCAUGACCCAUCUGUCCCGUGUUCUUUCGUCACUUGUUUACUUUCCAGCAUAGCAAUAUGUUCCAGGUUUGUCUUGCACCUUCCAUGUCCCAGCCCUGAAACCUGCCAUUUCUCCAAGGAGCCCUAGUACCUUCCAGUGGGGAAUGGUAUUUAGUAAAAAAGAUAUGGUUGUUGGACACGCUCAUUGCUACUGGGCUGUCACUACUUUUUGGUCCUUUAAACAGAGUUGGAAAUAGCACCACCUACAUCUGUAUUUCACUAUCAUAAACAUUAAAAACUGAGUUCACAGUCAUACUUCCAAUUUCAAAACACUAAAUGAUUUCUUUCUUUCCCCUUUUUAUAUUUGUAAUUCCCUUCCUUGACAGGGAUAAACCUGACUCCAUUAUCCGUAAUAUAUAUUUGCUCAAUCCUAGAAUACACAGAAAGUACUUUUGGCAUAGCUAACCUACACGUCUGUAAAAAAGAAGCCUACUAACUAGAGUUUAAUUUUUGCUUAAGAGUCCUUUUUUGUUGAGGGCAUAUAGUCAAAAUGUGGUAUUCAAAAUUUACUUUGGGCGUUUCUCCUAUUCAUUGUAUGUAAAUCUUGUGAAAUAUGGUUCCAGGCAUAUAUUCCAUUUUGUUUUAAUUUUUAGUCCUUGUUUAUUUUUAAAUAAUAUAUUAACAUGGUUCUCAAAGUCAGAACUUUACAAAACGUAUAUUUAGUUGAGUGUCCUCUUCCUCCACUCCCGCCCCCGAUGGUAACUAGUCUCUUUAGGCUCUGGUUUCUCCUUCUUGUGUCUCUUUUUGCACAAAUGAGUAAGAUAUGUGUACAUUUUCUCUCUCCUUUCUUUUACAAAAUGUAUCACACUGUAGUUUUGCAUAUUGUUUUUUUCCAAUUGACAGCAUACCUGGAAACCACUCCACAUCAGUUCUUCCUCACUCUUUUAUCAUUAUCAUUUAUAUCUGUAUUAUAUUUCACUGUGCGGAAUUGUCAUUUCAUGUUUGACCACUCUUCUACAUGUAAAUAUUUAGGCUGUCUCUUAGCUUUUGCAGUUACAAACAAGGAGGCAAUGAAUAAUCUGUGCACACAUAUCUUCUUUAGUUAGAGGUAUAUCUUCAGGGUACAACCCUAAAAGUGGGAUCACGAAAUCAAUUAGGAGUUAGUGUAAUGCUCCUCCAUAACUGCUGUACCGAUUUGCUUUCCCACCAGCAGUGUAUGAGGAGCCUGUUAACCAUAGUCUCACCAACAGAAUGUGUGGUCAUACUUACUUUUGCCAAUCUGAUUAGUGAGAAAUGGUAUUUGCAAUGAUGUGCUUAACUCCUUUUCAGCUCCUAGACCUGAUUCCAAUGUGUGUGUGUGGUGGGUGUGGGGGCCUUUCCCCCUACACCCACCAUACACAACACUAAGCAAUUCUUGAACACCAGCAGGGUGUCCGAGAAUGCAACUCAAUUCUGAUGCUAUCUGCCUGGAGACAGUACCAGAUUCCCCAGGUUAAGAGUUCCGUCCUACAAGACUGCCCUUCACCCUUACCUCGAGACACUGGUUGCAAGCCUCAGGCAGUUACCUGUGUUUCUGACCUACUGGCUACAGAUUGGGGGCUCCAAUGACCUCCCUCUUAGUUUCAAUUAAUUUUCUAGAGUGGCUCACAGAACUCAGAACACUUACGUUUACCAGUUUAAUAAAGGAUACUGAAAAGGAUACAACUUAACAGUCAGAUGAAGAGAUGCAAAGGCAAGGUCCCAAAUAAAGGAGCUUCUAUCUUCGUGGGACUUGGAUCCUGGCUCCAUGGCAUGUGGAGGCAUUCUGGUUCCCAAGCAUGGAAGCUCUUUCC
Manis javanica (Malayan pangolin) is the source of this 6525-nucleotide messenger RNA. The record is from RefSeq and is a predicted model, not a curated record. NCBI's taxonomy places the organism in Eukaryota, Metazoa, Chordata, Mammalia, Pholidota, Manidae.